Molecule: messenger RNA, 663 nt
Organism: Aegilops tauschii subsp. strangulata
Lineage: Eukaryota; Viridiplantae; Streptophyta; Magnoliopsida; Poales; Poaceae
Source: RefSeq, a predicted model, not a curated record
AUGUACUUUGAUGGGGCCUUCUCGCUACAAGGCGCCGGGGCUGGCGUACUGCUUGUCGCGCCCACCGGAGAGCACCUCAAGUACGUGGUCCAAAUGCACUUCCCUAGGGAGACGUCGAUGAACAAUACUGCCGAAUACGAGGGAUUGCUCGUCGGUCUCAGGAUCGCGGCAGACCUCGGGAUCAAGAAACUCAUCGUCGGGGGCGACUCGCAGCUUGUCGUCAAACAAGUCAACAAGGAUUACCAGAGUCCGUUGAUGAAGGCCUACAUAGAUGAAGUGAGAAAGCUGGAAGAGCGUCUUGACGGUAUACAGGCGGAGCACGUUCCCCGAGCGGAUAACGACAUCACCGACUACUUGUCAAAAUCCGCUGCCCUCAAGCUGCCUGUGGAACCAGGGUCAGUUUCAGCAAUGUCAGAGGGCAGUGAUAGUCAUAACAGAUCUGAAGAGCAGCUCAACCUCAGUGAGGGCACUAGUCCCUCUGGUAGCUAUGAUGAGGGGAGUAGGAGCACUCCCAGAAAUUUGCCUAAGGUAGCUACCAGGCAGAGGAAGAAGAGAACAUCUGAAUCUGAGGAUGAAGAUUUUGUUGUUGAGGAGGAGGUGACCUCGAAGAAGAAGGUGCUCAAGCCUCAAGAAAGAGUAUGUUGCUGCUGCAACCAAGCCUAG